AACCCGUGGGGCAAGCCGCGCACGCGCCUGCCGGGCGUGCGCGCGCGCGACGCCGUCCCGCCGAGCGUCAAGGCGGCCGACCGACGGCUCACGGGAUCGGCGGUGAUCGACGAGCCCCUCCAGGAGGCGCUGCACUACCUGCUGCGCGACCACGUGCAGUCGUGGUACUACACGCGCGUCAGCGACGACCAGCGCUUCCUGCAGGAGCUGUGGAGCGGCGCGCAGCACGUCGUCGCCGCCGUCACGCACCGCUCGAAGCGCACCGACUGGGUCGCCUACCUGACGACGCGGCUCGUCGACGACUUCGCGAGCCACCUGCGCAUCUACCGCAAGUCGCAGGCGCGCAUCCGGGAGAGCGUCGCGCGCGACGAGCCACGGCCGCCACUCGUCAGCGUCUUCUUCGACACCGAGCUAGAGGUGGAGUACGGCGCCGUCUGCCGCGACCGCAUCUGCCUCUCCGGCCAGCAUGAGAAGGAGUACCUGCAGGCGGUCAGCGAGCUGCUGCUGUACCUGCUGCUGCCGGCAGCCGACUUCCAGAGCCGUCCGUUCAUGCUUCUCGCGCGCGAGCUGCUAGCCAACCGCGUGCUGCUGCCGAUCGUCGACCUGCUCUCCGAUCCCGACUACGUCAACCAGAAUCUCAUCUACUUCACGAAGGAGCCGUCGCUGACGCCGGACACGUUCAUCACGGCGCUGCAGAUGUCGGGCAGCUGCGAGGAGCUGGAGGCGAUUCGCGCGAUGGUCGCGAGCGAGAUCGCGCUGCAGCGCUCGAAGGACUCGCGCGACGACGACGCCGACAUCAAGGAGCAGCUGCAGAGCCUGCUGUUCGUCAAGAAGACGUGCGAGAGCAAGAUCAAGCGGCUGCAGGACGGCGACGAGACGGACUCGAUCGGCCUGCCGACGCAUCUCGACCUCAAUCGGCUGCUCGUGCCCGGCCUGCGGCUGUUCAACCUCUCGCUCGAGAUGGUGCUCGGAAACAGCGUCGCGCUCUCGUACUUCAUAGACUUCAUGAGCAGCCUCGGCGCGCAGCAGUACAUCUUCUUCUACCUGACCGUCGAGGGUUACCGCGUGACGGCCGAGCAGCAGCUGUCGGCGGCGCACCUGCGGCGGAUGGCCCAGCCGGGCGCGCCGGCGAGCACCGGCGGGGGCACGCAGCUCGGCGAGGCCGCGCGAAACAUCUACGAUCAGUACCUGUCGGAGAAGUCGACGCAGAAGCUGAAGGUGGACGAGCACGUCGUGCGCAAGGUGUGGACAAGCCUCGGCCGCGAGCCGCUCACGGAGUACCUAUUCGACGAGGUGCAGGCGCGCGUUUACGACGCGCUGCAGGAGGACCGCUUCUUCCCGGCAUUCCGCCGCAGCCAGAUCUACGUGAAGCUGCUCGCCGAACUCGACCUUCUCAAGGACGCGGGCAACAAGUCGGACGACGAGGACGACAGCUCGUCGCGUGGCAGCAGCCUGCGGGGAUCCACCGAGGAUUUGACCUUGCUGUGCGACCAGGUCGACAGUGCCAGCCUGUCGUCGCUCGACGCCACCAUCACGGCCUCAGCCGACAUGCCGUUCACCGCCUACAUCACGCAGGCGGGAAUCGUGAAGCUAGGCAAGAAGCCCUACGCAGUCUACUCGAUCGCCGUCACCUGCUACGAGCCGAAGGAGGACUCGUGGAACGUCUACCGGCGCUACAGCGACUUCUACGACCUGCACAUGAACAUCUACGAGCGGCACCCGCCGCUGAACGGCCUCGCGCUUCCCGGCAAGAAGACGUUCAACAACCUCGACAAGGACUUCCUCGAGAAGCGCCGCAAGGACCUCAACCGCUACCUGCAGGCGCUGCUCUGCCCGGACAUGCUGCGCGCCAACCCGGGCCUCCUCGAGCUCGUCUCGCAGUUCCUUGAGCAGGGCAGCUACGAGAAGUGCAAGGGCGAGCUCGCGCGCAAGGUCGACACGAUCGUCAAGCCGCUGAAGAAGUCCGUGAAGAGCGUCAGUCGCGCCGUAACAGCGGUGCCCGAGAACAUCUACGGCGGCGUGCGGACGGUGUCCGGCGGCCUCGGCCGCAUGUCCGGCAACAUGAAGGACGGCCUGACGCGCAUGCUGAACAUGCGCGCGAGCGGCGUGCCCGGCGUGCGGCCGGGCCAGUUCUACGACAGCUGCCGCGUCGCGGCGAGCAUCGACGCCGAGUGCGACGACAACAUUCCGCUGCGCAUCCUGCUGCUGCUCAUGGACGAGGUGUUCGACCUGCAGAGCCGCAACCAGUGGCUGCGGCGGCGCAUCGUCGCGUUCGCGCACCAGCUCGUCAAGGCGACGUUCGGCGACAUGAUCAACCGACGCAUCGUCGAGUACGUCGGCUGGAUGACGGGCGCCGACCAGGUGGCGCGCGCCGUCCGCGCCGCGCGCGACGCGUUCUGGACGAACGGCGCGCCCGUCGAGGCGGCGCCGCCGCGGGACGCCGCCGCGAAGAUGCGCACGCGCGUCAUCGCGCGCGCCCGCCUUCUCGGCAGCAUGCCGGACGAGCUGCGCGCCCUGGUGGGCAACGAGACGACGAAGCACGGCGUCGAGCGCGUCUUCGACAUCUUUCAGGUGCGCGAGCUGAACCGCCGGCUCGUCUACACGCUGCUCGAGGGCCUGCUCGAGACGCUCUUCCCCGACAACAAGUUUCAGGAGAUCUUCAGGAAGAUUCACGGAGAGUCGCCGCGAGUGAAAGCCAAGCAGCAGCAGCAGCAGCAGCCGCAGUAGCAGCAGGAGCAGUAGCAGCAGUAGUAGUAGCAGCAGCAGCAGCAGUAGCAGCAGCAGUAGCACCAGCAGCAGCAUGCGAGUGUGUAGUCCCACGAAGCGGAGACAGAAGGGCGGAAUGCUGACGACUGAUGCAGUCACACUGUGUACGCAAGUAGUUCAGUAUUGAUUUUUAAAAAGUGGAAAAAUGUGUACGCGUAUUUAUAUUGUACUAGUACGUCUUUACGUUCCAAUCUAGUGUUUACGCUUUGGACAUUCCCCGUGCAGUGGAGUGCACUUUUACAGUGCUGCGUAUUUAUUGAAAGUGACUCGGGGGUAAGACUCGUCUUGCGUCUAAUGCACCCACGAUUUUGUCUUCGCCGCCAUUGCUUUUAAUGUUUGCAGACAAAAUCAUAUGAGAGAAAUCAUGUGGUUUCUGAAACAAUCUUCUAAAUCAAACCUGCUCGAUGUUUAGUAUUCUGUUAUAUUUUUGUUAUAUAUACGACAAAAAUGGUCUUGCGUGCAUUGGGUAAACAAUAAUCAUGAGUGAUUUUCUAUUUAUUGCCCGAUCAGUGUAAGCUGUACAAUUAUGUGAUUAGUCAAAAUGUAAGCGUAGUAAAAUUCGAGUUGCAGUAGGAGAUAGGAGAGUGGAAGACUAAUGUGGGUUACAAGGAGGAAAGGUAGAAUCAGCAGUUGGUAAAUAUUAAUGUGACGACGGGGGAACAAGCGGAAAAGAAGUGGGAUGUUGUAGAGGUGGGGUUACUGAGCAGGAAGAAGGGUGAACUAAAAAAUUCAGUAGAUCAGCUACUGGUACGGCUAAAUUAAGAUGGAUAUAGGCAGAGGUUGGAGAGGAAUUUAGGAAGACGUUGGAAGAGAAGUCUGAGGCAGCAUUAGUAGAGGAAGUGAGGAUGAGUAGUUAGGUAAAAAGGGCCAAAGGAAUGGGAUUUUCAGAUGUAUGAAAGUUGGAAGUACAAGGUGUAAGCACGGGAAAAGAAGAUGCUGAGUGGAUGAGGUAGCAGUUCAGGAGGAAAGGAUAGAUCGAGAGGAUGACGUGGAGGAGUCGUUAAGUGCUGGGGAGGAGAAUGAGUAGAGAAGAUGAUGACGUUAAAGAGUGAAGUGCUAAGAACAUGGGUAGAGAGGACGAUAUGAAAGACACAAGUGUUGUAGGGGUGGGUGGUUAGAGAGGAUAGAGAGAUGGACCGGUUCGAGGGGUAAGAGUGAUGAAGCAGCGUGAUGAAGUGGGCAGCUGUGAUUGACGAGGUAGACCGAUCGAUGGCCAAGCUGCAGGAGAAGGAGCAGGAUGACGUGUGUCUUCAGCUGCACAUUUGCUCAUAAAUAUUGUUUCGUUAGUCGAAUCUAUACGAAGGUCCAUAUGAAUAUCGUUGUGGACGUUAAGUGGCGUUUGGCAGAUCUUGUAUUUAAAGGGACAGUAGCCUCUAGGAUUUUACUGCAUACAACUGUACUUACUGUAUAACAAAUCGUCUA
Priapulus caudatus is the source of this 4188-nucleotide messenger RNA. Its product is annotated as sorting nexin-13-like. The transcript is spliced from 4 exons. Gene Ontology annotation, molecular function: phosphatidylinositol binding. The annotation marks the transcript as partial. Gene Ontology annotation, cellular component: early endosome. NCBI's taxonomy places the organism in Eukaryota, Metazoa, Priapulida, Priapulimorpha, Priapulimorphida, Priapulidae. The record is from RefSeq and is a predicted model, not a curated record.